Leptinotarsa decemlineata (Colorado potato beetle) is the source of this 572-nucleotide messenger RNA. Its product is annotated as cathepsin L-like proteinase. Gene Ontology annotation, biological process: proteolysis. NCBI's taxonomy places the organism in Eukaryota, Metazoa, Arthropoda, Insecta, Coleoptera, Chrysomelidae. Gene Ontology annotation, molecular function: cysteine-type peptidase activity. The record is from RefSeq and is a predicted model, not a curated record.
UCAUAUAUUUUUUUCAAGACCGGUUCACUGGAAGGACAAAACGCUAUCAUCAAUAAAGUGAAGAUUCCGUUGAGCGAGCAGCAGUUGCUCGAUUGCUCCACUAGUUAUGGAAAUGGCGAUUGUAUUGAUGGUGGUCUUAUGACUAAUGCUUUCGAUUACAUCAAGGACUAUGGAAUCGAGGCUGAAUCUUCUUACCCUUACAAGGACGAACAGUCCACUUGUCAAUUCAAUGACGAAAAAAGUGUUCUCAGAAUCAAGGGAUAUAAAAAAUUGCGAUCGUAUGAAUCAGAACUCAAAAACGCAGUAGGUACCAUCGGUCCCAUAUCAGUAGGAAUUCAGUCAAAUUCUUUGCAAUUAUAUGCCGGAGGAAUCUUCAAUGGCGGGUGUAUAGGUCCAUUGAAUCACGCAGUUCUUGUCGUUGGAUAUGGUGCAGAAGACGGGAAGAAGUUCUGGAAGGUGAAGAAUUCCUGGGGCAGCAAAUGGGGAGAAAGUGGAUUCUUCAGAAUCGUGAGAGAUGCUUUCAAUAUGUGUGGUAUUGCUUCUUCGACUUCCUACCCACUUCUCUAGUGAUA